Molecule: messenger RNA, 1690 nt
Organism: Tribolium madens (black flour beetle)
Lineage: Eukaryota; Metazoa; Arthropoda; Insecta; Coleoptera; Tenebrionidae
Gene: Tmx3
Product: protein disulfide-isomerase TMX3
Exons: 5
Coding region: 320-1612 (430 amino acids)
Biological process (GO): peptidyl-cysteine oxidation
Cellular component (GO): endoplasmic reticulum
Molecular function (GO): protein disulfide isomerase activity
Source: RefSeq, a predicted model, not a curated record
CACGCGCAUUAGACUCAUUGUUGUUUUGGGGUGUAUUUUGUAAUUAAUAAUAAUAAUUAUUGUUUAUGUCAAUCCCCACUGAUAUUAAAUAAUAAGAAGCAUAAUUUUUAUUAGUGAUAAGAAGACAAGAAGAAUUAUUAGUUCAUACACAAAGUUUAUGGUGGUAUGUCUGAACUACCCCUUAUGGACUCACAGGGUGACCCAAAUUGGUGUUCCGAAAAUGUGGGGUAGUUGGAGUCACGUUUAAUCAGAUUAUGAAACAAAUCAAUAAAUUGUGAUUAGAUUAAGUUAAAACGCAAAGCGUAAUAAAAUCGUCAAUAUGUACACAAACUUGACAAUUUUUUGUGCAAUUCUAGUCUGCUGUUCAGCGUCCAGAGUCUUAGAACUAAGCGACAAAUUUUCGGAAAUUUACAAAGAAGGGGGCUUUUGGUUGGUCAAAUUCUACGCCCCCUGGUGUGGCCAUUGUAAAAGACUGGAACCAGUUUGGGCACAAGUCGCCCAAGCACUGUACAAAACCAACAUAAGAGUUGGUCGAGUAGACUGUACAAGAUUUCCAACAUUGGCCACCGAAUUUUCCGUAAAUGGCUUCCCCACUAUUAAAUUUAUCAAACCAGGGGAGGAUUUCACAUUUCAUGGAGACAGAACCAAAGACGACAUUGUCAAUUUCGCCAUACGGAUGGCAGGGCCCCCAGUUCAAGACGUAACAAGAUCAGAAAGCUUAACAAACUUGAAACAAAUGAAUCAGUUAUUUUUCAUGUAUGUGGGGGAGCAAGAGGGCCUCCUAUGGGAGGCCUACUACGACGUUGCGAGCAAAUUACAACCACAUGGGUUUUUCUAUUCCGCGAGUAAAGAAAUCGCGAAACAACAUGUCGAUAUUGAUGAGCUCCCUGCUGUUUUUGUGUAUAAAGAAAGUUUGCAUUAUUUUUACCCAAUUGAAUCCGGCCCUGUUGUGGAUUUGAAUGAAAGUGAGGAAGCCCAACAUUUAAACUCUUCAAUGUAUAAAUGGAUCAAUGAGGAGAGAUUUGAAACGUUUCCUAAAAUUACAAGGGGUAACAUAAACGAAAUCCUCCAAACUAAAAAAUACAUUGUUUUGGUUGUGGUUGAAGAAAAUAAAUUGCAACAAAUAAGUCAAGAAAUGUUGGAAUUUAGAGACAUGGUCGAGGGUCUUAUUAGGAAGAAACGGGAUAAAUAUCACAAAUAUUUUCAAUUUGGUUGGGUUGGGAACCCUGAACUAGCAAAUAGUAUAGCAAUGCAAGUGUUACCAUUGCCACACUUGUUGGUUUUAAAUUCAACCACAAACCAUCACCAUAUACCAGAAGAUGACCCAUCGCAGUUAACUUCAGAUGCUAUUGAUAUUUUUCUUGAAAGAAUUUACAAUCAAAGUGUUCCAGCUUAUGGAGGAAAUAGUCUUGCAGUUCGUCUCUAUAGAACAUAUUUUGAGGCAAGAACAUCGUUAGCUGAUAUGUGGAGGGGAAAUCCUGUCUUGACAACAGUUCUUUUUGGUCUACCUCUUGGUUUCCUCUCUUUGAUUUUAUAUUCGAUUUGUUGCUCCGAUAUCUUGGAUGCUGAUGAAGAUGAGGAAGAAGAAUUGUUACAUGAGAAAAAGGAGUAACUAAAAAAAAUAAAAACUAAAAGUUUCUAGUCCCGCUGGUGUGUUUACUUUGUUGUGAAAUAAAUUAUUUGUAAUUGA